Messenger RNA from Aaosphaeria arxii CBS 175.79, 513 nucleotides. RefSeq lists its product as uncharacterized. The transcript has a single exon. The record is from RefSeq and is a predicted model, not a curated record. The coding region runs from base 1 to 513 and encodes 170 amino acids. NCBI's taxonomy places the organism in Eukaryota, Fungi, Ascomycota, Dothideomycetes, Pleosporales.
AUGGCGGCGAAUCACCGUGGUACGCUCUUCCCAACCGCAGAAGAUUUUCAACAUGUUUCCAGGCGCACUCAUUCCGAAAGCAGGAAGUUUGCGAACGGUACUAAGCCACUUGAUCUCGCACUAAAGCCAGCAACACCUUCCAACGCGACCUACCUCGAGCCUAAGAGAAGAAACCCAGAAGAGAGCGGAUACAAGUGUAUUAUGAUGAUGAAAAUUGAUCCAAGGGAACAAAAGUACUGCCUGGCCCAGACAACUCAAUUGGACGUGGUGAUGAUAAGAAGAUGGCCCAUGGAUAGGAAUCGUCUCUGCUUAGUACGGCCAAAUCGUCGCAUUCUGAAUUUCAUAGAGGCAUUCGAGUACAACAAUUCAUUGUGGGUCGUGUAUGAUCGCCCUGGUAAAUUCCUCCCGUGUGUCCUUAAAUACACCACUAUCGGCACUGGUGAUAUUCUUACCAUUUCCCGGGAGGUAAAAAGGAAUGACCUUAUUCUCGCGCCUGUUGCUGAUGCUGGCUAG